GUGUGUCUGUCUGUGGUGAUGAACGAGCUCCGGUGCCGGCUGCAGGCGGGCGCACACGGGACGCGGCCUGAUGCUUUGAAUCAAAGGCAAUAGUAUCAUGUUUAAUUCUGGUCGUUGCAGUGUGUGUGUGGUGUUUUAGAGGAGACGAUGCUGACUGACACGACUGUGGAGGAGGAAUUUGAGAUCAAGGAGGAGGAACCGUGGUACGACAAGCAGGACCUUGAACAUGACCUGCAGCUGGCGGCCGAGCUCGGGAAGACCCUCCUGGAGAGGAACAGGGAGCUGGAGCAGGGGCUGCAGCAGAUGUACUCCACCAACCAGGAGCAGCUGCAGGAGAUCGAGUACCUGACGAAGCAGGUGGACCUCCUCAGGCAGGUCAAUGAUCAGCACGCCAAAGUGUACGAGCAGCUGGACGUGUCGGCCAGAGAGCUGGAGCAGAGCAACCACAAACUGGUGGUGGACAGCAGGACGGGGCAACAGAGGAUCCUGGGGCUGACAGAAACCGUUGAGCUGCUGCAGACGCAGGUGGAGGAGCUGCAGCAUCAGGUGGAAGAGCUAAAGUUGAGUCCUCAGCCUCAGAAGCCUCCGCACAGGGAGGGGUGGUCAACUCGCAGCAGUCAGAGUGUGUCCUGUCUGAAAGAGCUGCAGAGCACACUCAGGUACGACUGUGACCCCGAUGAACCCUCAGACGACCUCGAGUCCUCCGACGUGUCGUGGCACGAGGAGGAGCAGGCGUCACUGCGUCAGUCCCUCCGCGCACUCCAGACGCAGUUCGCCUGUGAGCGGGCUCGCAGGGAGGAGGCGGUGCGAGAGGCCGAGCUGCUCGCUGGCGAGAACGCGACGCUGGAGCAACAGCUGACCAGGAUGGAGGGAUGUCAGGCCCGAGUCCACGAGCUGGAGCGUGAGGCCGAAGAGCUCCGUCAACUCUGGAAAUCACACUCCUCCACUAGAGCCUCCAGGCCGGACUCCGUCAUCCACAACCUGCUGCCGGAAUCGCUGCUCCUCCACCCAGAAGAGGAGGAGAACGAGGGUGAUGCAGCUGCAGCUAGGAGCCCCUGGGUGCUAAAGCGCUGGGGCCAGGAGAAGCCUAUAAGGGCCACGCAGGUGCCCGACUGCCCCGACAGGAUCUACGACCACGAAUGCUCCUGUGUGCGCCGAGCCGAGGUGGUGAAGUACCGCGGCAUCUCGCUGCUCAACGAGGUGGACGCCCAGUACAGUGCCUUGCAGGUGAAGUACGACGAGCUGCUGCAGCGCUGCCACCCGGGGCCACAGGAGCUCGAACAGGACGGUCAGAGCCAUAAAUCGGUCCAGACGCCGUCCCUCACUUGUCCUGCUCUCACAGACAUGAAGGACUUUGAAGAGGACUUUCACCAGCCUGAGUACAAGGAACUUUUCCGGGAAAUUUUCUCCCGCAUUCGUAAAACCAAAGAGGACCUGAUGGAAAACAGGGGGAGAACCUCGGCCGGUGACGCGCUGCCUCUUUUGCAUUAGCUGCUUCCAGAGAAAAGAGACAUAAAGACCUGCUGCGAGAUGAAUGAUCGUCUUCCAGUUACUGAGCGAUUUACACCUAAGACUUUACCAACAGCACAUGCAGCUAAGUCAACACUUUGCCCAGAAAUGUCCAGCAAAGACAGAAGAGUGAUGCAGAAACAGGACGACCAAACACCACCAGCUCGUUUCUCAGAUGUGGCUCAUUUUGCACAGAAACACCAGUGCCUAACGCUGCCGUCUCCACCGUGCGAUCACUCUACCUCACUUUGCAUAGACCCGUUCUUAAACCUGAGGAAACCGUUUCUGGGGAAUAAUCUGUCAUCUCUUCAUACACUGUCUGUAAUGCUGUGUUUUACAGGUCCUGUAGUUUCCUUUAUAAAUGAAUGUAAAUUUACAGAAAGGUUCCUGGAAAAGACCUAAAGAAGAAGUUUGGUAAGAAUUACAGAGAAAUUGGAGAAUCCAGUUAAGAUAUUUCAAUUAAUUGCUGGUGUGAGGUAGAAAGUUUAUUAUUCAGUGGAAAACAUUCAAAAAAACGUUCUCUACACUACGUCUUGGAUUAAAUUUAAUAAACGAUUAAAGUAGUUUCCAUGCAGCAAACAGUUAUUUUCAUAACAGAUUAAUCUAUUCAUUGUUUGUUUUUUUUAUUAAUCAAUCACUUUGGUCACAGAAUAUUCAGGAAGUACCAAAAAGAUUGAUUCUUGCUUUAGUAUUCAAUUUACAAUGACACAAAUCAAGAAGAAGAAAAAAACAAGUCUUCACAUUUCAGUCAAUGGAGCCAGAUACUUUUUUUUUGGCAUUCCUUGGAAGAAUUUAAUUAAAAAAUGACAUUAAACAGAUAAAGAAAUUACAUGAUCAACAAAUCGUUUUAGCUCCACAAAAGUGAACUAAACCCUCAGAAAAAUGUUCCCUGUAACUUCGUACCUUUUUUCUAGGGAACAUUUGGGAAGUCGCAGAUCUGUAAAACAAAUUGCUCCACUUGAAUCUGUUUUGAUGAGGGUCUUGGAAUAAACUAGUGUUUUGUAAUUGCAACAUGUAUUGCUCUGAAACUUGAUUAUUGUAUGUUAGGUUAGAUGAUGUGAGUGGAUGUUAUAUUAAAGGGACGUUCUGUGGUUCAAAAUGAAAUAACUUGAUAAUGUAGCGGCCUCCUGAUGUAUUCGCCUCAGGACGCCGGUGUAUGAUUAGAAGCUUUUUUUCCCAGCAGCACCUCUGUUGCAUUCGCAGUCUGGGCACAUGUAUGUAAACAUCCUGUUAAGUCCCAUUGAAAUGCACUUUAGAAUUGCACAGGCUCUUCUGACACUUUAUAUCUCAUGUGUAGUUAAUGCAAAGCGUGAUGUGCUACUGUUCCAAUCAUAUUCUAGACCCGAGUAACCUGCAUAAUGUUUGAGUGUCUGUACAAUGUGCUUUUUACCUGUUUCAUGACUGGACCUCACAGUUACUGUUAUUGCUCUGAGCCAUAAAACAUGAAGCAAGA
Messenger RNA from Paralichthys olivaceus (Japanese flounder), 2962 nucleotides. Its product is annotated as cerebellar degeneration-related protein 2-like. Lineage: Eukaryota; Metazoa; Chordata; Actinopteri; Pleuronectiformes; Paralichthyidae. The record is from RefSeq and is a predicted model, not a curated record.